AUGACAGCGACAACUACCACCGACUCGAAGGGCUUGACCCAGUUCAAGGAACCCUUCACCUUCGACUCGCUCCUACGCAUCCUCAACAAGGUGCCCUUCUCCACUCCCUUCCUCGGCCUGCUCCCCGUGCUCGCUGUGUACUACCAUAAACACAAAAACCCUUCCCUUGCGCUCCCCACCUCGGCUACCGACGCUUUGCCACUCGUGCGAUCGCUCCUCUUCACCCAGUACAAGUGGACCGGCUACAUCUGGAUCUUCAUCCUCGUCCGAACCAUCAACCGCGCCAUCAACCGCUACGUGCGAAACCACACCGAGUGGAGACGUGAUCCCAUCGACUACACCAAAGACAUCGUCGUCAUCACCGGCGGUUCUCAAGGUAUCGGCAAGGAGAUCGUUCAGCUUCUCAGCCACAAGAAGCGAGCCCAUAUUGCCGUACUCGACAUGGCUCCUCCCGCAUACAUCAAGGCUCCCGCUGGAGCACCCGAGAUUCUCUACUUCAAGACCGACGUCAGCAACCGUGAGCAAGUCGCCGAAGUGGGCGCCAAGAUUCGAGCCGCCUUUGGUGGCAAGAAGGUCGGCGUCCUCAUCAACUGCGCCGGUGUCGCUUCCGGAAACGCCAUUCUCGACGUCGACCUCGACUCGGCUGCUCGAUUGUGGCGCAUCAACACCCUCUCCAACUGGAUCACCGCCAAGGAAUUCGCUCCCGACAUGAUCGCUCGCAACCACGGUCACGUCGUCACUGUCUCUUCCGCAGGAGCCUAUGCCACUCUUCCUUCCAUGUCCGAGUACGCCACUUCCAAAGCCGCCGCGCUUGCGUUCCACGAAUGUCUUGCCAUCGAAUUCCGCACUCGCUACAAUGCUCCUCGCGUUCGAACCACUCUCGUCGCGCCCACCAAAGUCCGUACCGCUCUCGGUGACGGAAUGGAAGACCACGCCGAUCCGUUCUUCACUCCUGUCCUCGAACCCGUCCAGGUCGCAGAAAAGGUCGUUUGGACCCUCGACUCGGGUCUCUCUCAGCACCUGAUGCUUCCCGGUUUCGCCAAUCUCCUGCCUUGGAUCCGUGCCUUGCCCGACUGGUUCCGUCGUCUCUUGGCCAUUUUGGACAACAGCGACAACACGGUCACCGAAAAGAGCAUGUCAAGAGCAAUGAAGAACGGUUACGGAAGCAACUGGGAAGGCGCCGACAAGGAGCUCUACGAUCGUAGGAAGAAGCUCAUGGAAGCUGCCAAAGGAGCAAAGUGA
Pseudozyma hubeiensis SY62 is the source of this 1242-nucleotide messenger RNA. Its product is annotated as short chain dehydrogenase/reductase. The record is from RefSeq and is a predicted model, not a curated record. NCBI's taxonomy places the organism in Eukaryota, Fungi, Basidiomycota, Ustilaginomycetes, Ustilaginales, Ustilaginaceae. Gene Ontology annotation, molecular function: oxidoreductase activity, acting on the CH-OH group of donors, NAD or NADP as acceptor. The transcript has a single exon. The coding region runs from base 1 to 1242 and encodes 413 amino acids.